This is a messenger RNA of Phlebotomus argentipes, 1671 nucleotides long. RefSeq names its product zinc finger protein OZF-like. The transcript has a single exon. Bases 74 to 1462 code for a protein of 462 amino acids. NCBI's taxonomy places the organism in Eukaryota, Metazoa, Arthropoda, Insecta, Diptera, Psychodidae. The record is from RefSeq and is a predicted model, not a curated record. Gene Ontology annotation, molecular function: RNA polymerase II cis-regulatory region sequence-specific DNA binding; DNA-binding transcription factor activity, RNA polymerase II-specific. Gene Ontology annotation, biological process: regulation of DNA-templated transcription.
GUUUUCUCAUGUUUUCCUGGAAAUAAGUUAGUUCAGGUUUCUAAGUAUCCUACUUAACUUUGUGAUAGAAUCCAUGGCAUCCACAGCAAGUCCUCUAAUUCCCUGUCCAGUAAUUGAGAAAGUGUUUCGGCGAAUGAGCUCAAUUCAGGAGCUUUUCUCCAGUCACAGUGACUCAACGGGAUCAUGCGGGAUCUGCAGUGACUACCAGGACGAGAUUUCCUCCGUGAGGACUCAACUUGUGGCAAUAUUGAGUGUUUUUCCUCGCAUCACGGCCAAAGCGAAGGAGGAAGCUGUCUCAGAAAGUGGCUCAGAUCGAGUAGAAAAUUCCGUGUCGGAUGGAGAAUACGAAAUGGGCAUCAAAAGGGAGGAUUUGGCAAUCCUUCCGAAGGCUGUGGUCUUGGAUUUCACUCACACUGAGGACAGAAUCACUUCUGGAGAACUAAUACUGGAAUGCGCCCAAUGUGGAAGUGCUUUCACGACAAAGGAAGCUCUCCUGCAGCACUGUCAAAGCCACAUCCGUACACUCAAGCCAUUGUCCAGGAAGACAGGCGAACGCAGGGAGUAUAAGUGCAAGGUGUGCGGGAAGAUCUUGUACCAGAGAAAGGGAUUGACUGAGCACAGUCGCAUUCACACCGGCGAAAAGCCCUUCAAGUGCACGACAUGUGGGAAAUCCUUCCGCUUCAGCAGCCAGAUUUGUCGCCAUCGGCUGAAGCACGCUUCCGGAGAGCCGAGCAUCAACAAAUGUGACUUCUGUGGCAAGAGCUUGUCCGGGAAGGAACGCCUGGUGGAGCACAUGAGGAUGCACACAGGUGACAAGCCCGCCCAGUGCGAUGUGUGCGGCAAGAGGUUCCACGGCGAGAUGGCCCUGUACAGCCACCGAAGACUGCAGCAUCUGAAGCAAGGCGUCGGGCCCAAAGUGGAGUACAAAUGUGAAAUUUGCGGGAAGACGCGCGCCCGGAAAACGGGGCUCAUGGAGCAUAUGCGCAUCCACACUGGCGAGAAGCCCUUCAGAUGCGAUGUGUGCGGCAAGAGCUUCACGCUGAAGAACCACUGCGUAAAGCACCGCGAGAUCCACGAGAGGAGCGCCAAGGGGCCCCAGUUCACGUGCGAGUUCUGCGGUAGGAACAUGUCGGGCCAGGAGAGACUCACUGAGCACAUGCGAAUGCACACAGGCGAAAAGCCCGCGCAAUGCGAUGUCUGCGGCAGAACUUUUCAUGGACGGAUGGCUCUGUACAGUCACCGGAGAACUCAGCACUCCACGGAGGGGAAUCCGUAUCGCAGAAAGCGCUACAAGUGCGAUAUUUGUGGGAAGUUCAUCAUGGAUAGGAACAGAUUGACGGAGCACGUGAGGAUUCACACAGGAGAAAAGCCCUUCGCCUGCUCUUUCUGCGAGAGGAGUUUCGCCAGGAAGGCUAAGCUCCUAUUCCAUGUGAAGCGGCAGCACAAGAUAACCGGCGAAUAAAACCCUAAUGAUAUCUCUCUUCGUGGUAUUGAAUAAAAAAUGUUGUAUAUCUCAAUGUGUGAAUUUGUAUGGAUUCCGACGAGGAGAAGUUUUUGGCGGGAAAAGCAACACAGGGUGAAUACUACAAUUUGCAAACAUUAAUUUUCAUAUUUAUUCCUUGAAAUUAAGAAUUUCAGUAUUGAUUCAAGUCAAAUAAUUAAAACAUUUUA